Bipolaris victoriae FI3 is the source of this 237-nucleotide messenger RNA. RefSeq lists its product as hypothetical. The transcript has a single exon. The record is from RefSeq and is a predicted model, not a curated record. Lineage: Eukaryota; Fungi; Ascomycota; Dothideomycetes; Pleosporales; Pleosporaceae. The annotation marks the transcript as partial.
CCCUCAUCUGCUCAAAAGAAAUUUAUAAGACUCUUCUCAGCUAACGAAUCUCCGACGUCUAGGAAAUGGACUACUGCUACUGCGUUCAAGGAAUCGAUGGCUCAGAAAUAUCCACCAGUACUUGCUGCAGCCAUGCCCGCGAACCCGCGCAGUAUGACGUCGAAAAUACCAACUGCGAGUUCCCAAAGCCAGGAAAUUUCCAACUUCGCAAGGCUCGAUUCCAGGGUUGCUGCUUGA